AUGGCGCGAGCCGUGGCCUCCAGGCCGCAGUGGCCGCGAUGGGCGCGGUGGGCGUGGUGGCUGCUGGCGCUGUCCUGCUGCACGCUGAGCACCGCCUCCACAGGGAUCAAGACCAGCGCCGUGCAGGCGUCCGAGCUGGUGCAGGGCUUCCUGGGUGACACCGUGGUGCUGCCUUGUUCCCAGCCUCUGGAGGCGGACACGCAUCUCACCCAGGUGACCUGGAUGCGACAUGAGCCGGACGGGGAUGUCCUCAACAUUGCCGUAUGGCACUCUUCCCGGGGCGCCAGCGUGUCAGACUCUGAACGGGUGAAGUUCGUGGCCUCCAAGCCCGGUGUGGAAGUGUGGAACGCGUCACUGCUGCUGUCUGAGCUGCGCGCUGUGGACGAAGCUAAUUACACCUGCCAAUUUGCCAGGUUCCCUCAGGGCAGCAAAAGCGAGCGCAUCGGGCUUCGGGUGCUGGCCACGCCCCAGAACAAAAUUGAGGCCCUGGAAACGCCGCCCAGCCUGCCCCCAGGAAAACGUGUGGCUGUGGCUCGCUGCAUGUCCCACGGGGGCCGCCCGCCCAGCCGGAUCAACUGGACCUUCCCCGCCGCCCUGAAUGCCACCACAGACAACAGGAUCCCGACAUCAGGACUAGAGCUGGGCACGACCAAUGUCACCAGCUACCUCGUGCUGGUGCCCUCCAGCCAGGCGGACGGUCAGAACGUCACCUGCGUCGUGCAGCAUGACAGCUUCAGGGAGCCUGUCCUGCUGACCAAGACCCUGACCGUGCACUACCCCCCGGAGGUCUCCAUCUCUGGCUAUGAUGACAACUGGUACUUGGGCAGACGUAAUGUCACCCUCCGCUGUGAGGUCCGCAGCAACCCUGCGCCCACGGGCUAUAACUGGAGCACGACCACGGGGCCCCUGCCACCCUCCGCUGUGGCCCAGGGCCCCUUGCUUAUGAUCUUGGAAGUGAAUGAGACCGCUAACCAGACGUUUGUCUGCCAAGCCACUAAUUCCCAAGGAACUGGCAGCGGAGAGCUGACCCCGCAGCUCAGAGCAACCCCAUCUAAGGACCAGUCCGGUGGCAUCGGCACCAUCAUCGGCGGCAGCAUCGGCGGCAUCGGCGGCAUCAUCUUGAUCCUGGCCUUCAUCGUGUACUGGAAAUGCAGAUCUUCCCGUGAGUCCCUCCUUUCCCGUGCACCCCCAUCCUGUGCAGCCUCAGCGUACCAUGGGGUUCCACCAUUUCCCAGGAAACCACGCAAAACCCACUGUUGCACUGAUUCAUUUUCCACAGAGCCGGGGUGUGGGGUGGAAGGGAGACCACGCGGGGUCAAGAACUCGGGCUUGUUACUCGGGGUUGGUGAGCAGGUGCACACCCAGCGCCAGCCUCUUGCAGUUCACCCGGAGAGGGAGCCCCGCAAAGAAGUGGCGCGAGCUGGCGGCCCAAGCCCCGCAUCGGGCCAGGGCGGGGUCUGCUGCAUCGGGUGA
Ochotona curzoniae (black-lipped pika) is the source of this 1473-nucleotide messenger RNA. RefSeq names its product PVR cell adhesion molecule (gene PVR). Lineage: Eukaryota; Metazoa; Chordata; Mammalia; Lagomorpha; Ochotonidae. The transcript has 6 exons. The record is from RefSeq and is a predicted model, not a curated record. Gene Ontology annotation, cellular component: plasma membrane; extracellular exosome; focal adhesion. Gene Ontology annotation, molecular function: cell adhesion molecule binding. Gene Ontology annotation, biological process: regulation of viral entry into host cell; establishment of mitochondrion localization; susceptibility to natural killer cell mediated cytotoxicity. The coding region runs from base 1 to 1473 and encodes 490 amino acids.